AUCUCAUGUCAUCCUGGAAUAUCAAAUUUUGACUGGUAAUAGAAACAAAUGACUACACGAAGAUGCACUUCCAGAAGAAAACAAAUCCACAUCAACGUCGAUCAAUCGAACCCUUGCAUCAAACAAACCAAACAAGCUACACUGACAUUGACUAAACCCGCCACGUCGCCCCCUGCGUCUCCACGCCAUCUACCUGCCCUGCCCGGCGUGCGCCGGUCCUCGAGCUCACCAGAGAAGAGCGAUGGGCAGCCCGGCGCCGCCCGGCGCCUCGCACGGCCUGUUCGGGUCGAGCGGCGUCGGCGGGUUCGGCUACGGCCUCGCCGUCUCCGUCGGCAUCCUCCUCAUCGUCCUCACCAUCGCGCUCGCCGUCUACCUCUGCUGCGCCCGCGCCUCGUCCAUGCCCGUGGCCGCCGCGGCAGCCAUCAACGCCGACGGGAUUCCACCUCGUCGCGAUGUCGAGAUCGGCGGUAUCGACGCGGCGACGCUGGAGGCGUACCCGGCGGUGGUCUACGGGGAGGCGAGGAAGCCGGCCACGGAGGAGCAGCAGCCGGCGUGCUGCGCCGUCUGCCUGGAGAGGUACGCGGACAGCGACGUGGUCCGGGUGCUGCCGGACUGCGGCCACCUGUUCCACCGCGGGUGCGUCGACCCCUGGCUCCGGCAGCGGCCGACGUGCCCGGUGUGCCGGACGUCGCCUCUGCCCAGCCCCGUGCCCACGCCUCUCGCCGAGGUGACGCCGCUGGCGCUGGUGAGGGUGAUGCCGGCGUGAGGCGAGCCCCUGGUGUCUCUUCGUAGACGUGGCGUUCUUCACCUCUUCUGGGCUUGCUCUGUGUUUUCCUUUUGUUGGACAGCCAGAGACAGGCUGCUCUUUGUUUUCUUCCCAUCUCCAUUAAUUUUAUGUAUACGGCGAGAUGCCACAUCUCUACUCCUGAUGGACGAAUUGGUUGAAUA
This is a messenger RNA of Triticum aestivum (bread wheat), 948 nucleotides long. RefSeq names its product RING-H2 finger protein ATL70-like. The record is from RefSeq and is a predicted model, not a curated record. NCBI's taxonomy places the organism in Eukaryota, Viridiplantae, Streptophyta, Magnoliopsida, Poales, Poaceae. The transcript has a single exon. Bases 242 to 766 code for a protein of 174 amino acids.